CACGUACAAGACGGCCCGCACUUGCGCCAUCGCACCUCUCCCCUCGCCCAUCAUGAACAUCUCCGCCCCGCUGCCGCCAAACGGCCAGUUCAUCGCUCGAUGUCUUCCUGCGCGGGCUAGAGCAGACCAAGUUCGAGCGCCUGAGCGCAGCGCACGGCGUGAGCUUCCCGCUCAAGUUCGACAGCGUCGCUGAUGAGGCAAACUUCCUCGCCGUCCUCUCGAUGCUCAACUUCCUUUCCGCCUACCGCAUCCCGCUGCACAAGGCCACCGGCUCGGGCGCGUACCAGAACGUGCUUCGCCUGCUGAUGGGCCUGUAUAUCUCCGGGCCCAACGCGCUCUCUGCACGCGGCCUCGCGGCGCUGCAGCCGGACGGCGUGGCCUCACUGCUCGGCGUCAACAUGCACUUCGAGGCGCCGAGUGGCAUUCCGGGCGUCGUGAUGGGCACGCCGCGCAGUGGCGACAUGUUCGAGGUCUGCACGCUCGUGUGCAAGGCGUGCAAUGAGGCCGGCACGCGCCUUGAGCGCAUGGGCCUGCGCGACCUCGGCGAGCUGGUGCUGCGCACGAUCAAGGAGAACAAGAGCAAGCCGGAUGAGGAGAAGUGCGAGGCGAUCGUUGCUCAGCUCGUGGCCAACAUCCCCGCCUUUGCCGAUGCCUACCUCGUCGACGGUACACAGCCCGUCUACCUGUACAAGAAGGCCUUCUUCCUGCUCGAAGCCUUUGCACGGCGACUCUCCUCUGCCGGUGCACCCUCGACUGCCUCGCUGCCGAUGUUCGUCGACAACGUUCUGCCAACAGUGCUGGUGCACGCGCGCGUGCUGGAUCUCUCCAACGCUAGCCCUGCGCUGCGCAAGUGGGGCGCUGACCCGGAUGCCAAGGGAGAGGAGAAGAACCAGCCGGGCCCGCAAUUGCGCAAGGAGGACGCCUAUGCCGUGCGUGCGGCGGCACUCGAUGCCGGAACGCAGAUGGUCAAGCGGGCAAAGGAACUGGCGACGGAGGAAGGACGCGAGUGGAUGGCCAAGAUGACGGAGGCUGACCUCGAUGGCUACUUGUGGUCCGUGGCCAAGGAUGACCCGAAGCUGCGGCUCGUGCCUCGCAUGGCGGAGCGCGACACAGUCAUGUACUGAGUCAAAUGGAACACUCAGACUGCGAGACGACCAGCCUUUGGGCCACUGGCCGCACGGACAUCGAGAUACCGGGAUGAAGGCCGCAGGGCUCACUCACGCGAGUGACACUCGCAGCCCUCUUUCAUGGCGGGGGAGAUCAUCGUCUCAUCGCUGCGAAGGGAGUCAUGAAGCGCGAGGCUCUGGACCCAUCAGUUGUGUCCCCUUGCUAGCGCGCGCCAGAGCCUCCCGAGGCGCCGGCGUGCGACCAUCUCAUGCGCAGGAUA
This is a messenger RNA of Tilletiopsis washingtonensis, 1387 nucleotides long. RefSeq lists its product as hypothetical. Lineage: Eukaryota; Fungi; Basidiomycota; Exobasidiomycetes; Entylomatales. Gene Ontology annotation, biological process: tRNA modification. The record is from RefSeq and is a predicted model, not a curated record. The transcript has 5 exons. Bases 222 to 1124 code for a protein of 300 amino acids.